AGUGAUGACGUCUCCUCAUUGGGCGGAAGAUUGGCUGGCAGUCGUCGGUCCUCCAGCUGGUGGGAGUUAGCGUCGCAGCACUGGGUGCCGGGACCCUACUUCCUACUGUUGGAGAAGCUGGGUUGUGAAGUAGUGCCUGCUGUCUGCUCCAAGCUUUCCUGGUCUUCCUCGCAAGGCGUGGGGACUCGCUAAGGACUCCCCGGCCCUUUAGGGCCACGGCCUUAGCAGUGUCUUUUGGGUUCCUCAUAAACACAUCUUAAAACCUUCAAGAUGGUUUUAGCAGAUCUUGGAAGAAAAAUAACAUCAGCAUUACGCUCACUGAGCAAUGCCACCAUUAUCAAUGAAGAGGUAUUAAAUGCUAUGCUAAAAGAAGUAUGUACAGCAUUAUUGGAAGCGGAUGUUAAUAUUAAACUAGUGAAGCAACUAAGAGAAAAUGUUAAAUCUGCUAUUGAUCUUGAAGAGAUGGCAUCUGGUCUAAACAAGAGAAAAAUGAUUCAGCAUGCUGUGUUUAAAGAACUUGUGAAGCUUGUAGAUCCUGGAGUUAAAGCAUGGACACCCACUAAAGGAAAACAGAAUGUGAUAAUGUUUGUGGGAUUGCAGGGUAGUGGGAAAACGACGACAUGUUCAAAGUUAGCAUAUUAUUACCAGAGGAAAGGUUGGAAGACCUGUUUGAUAUGUGCAGACACAUUCAGAGCAGGGGCUUUUGACCAACUAAAACAGAAUGCUACCAAAGCAAGAAUUCCAUUCUAUGGAAGCUAUACAGAGAUGGAUCCUGUUAUCAUUGCUUCUGAAGGAGUGGAGAAAUUCAAAAAUGAAAAUUUUGAAAUUAUUAUUGUUGAUACAAGUGGCCGCCACAAACAAGAAGACUCUUUGUUUGAAGAAAUGCUUCAAGUUGCUAAUGCUAUACAACCUGAUAACAUUGUUUAUGUGAUGGAUGCCUCCAUCGGGCAGGCUUGUGAAGCCCAAGCUAAGGCUUUUAAAGAUAAAGUAGAUGUAGCCUCUGUAAUAGUGACAAAACUUGAUGGUCAUGCAAAAGGAGGUGGCGCACUCAGUGCAGUUGCUGCCACAAAAAGUCCUAUUAUUUUCAUUGGUACAGGAGAACAUAUAGAUGACUUCGAACCUUUCAAAACACAGCCAUUCAUCAGCAAACUUCUUGGUAUGGGUGACAUUGAGGGACUGAUCGAUAAAGUCAACGAGUUGAAGUUGGAUGACAAUGAAGCUCUUAUAGAGAAGUUGAAACAUGGUCAAUUUACAUUGAGAGACAUGUAUGAACAAUUUCAAAAUAUCAUGAAAAUGGGCCCCUUCAGUCAGAUCUUGGGAAUGAUCCCUGGCUUUGGAACAGAUUUUAUGAGCAAAGGAAAUGAACAGGAGUCAAUGGCAAGACUAAAGAAAUUAAUGACCAUAAUGGAUAGUAUGAAUGACCAAGAGCUGGACAGUACAGAUGGUGCCAAGGUUUUUAGUAAGCAACCAGGAAGAAUCCAAAGAGUAGCCCGAGGAUCAGGUGUGUCAACAAGAGAUGUUCAAGAACUUUUGACGCAAUAUACCAAGUUUGCACAGAUGGUAAAAAAGAUGGGAGGUAUCAAAGGACUUUUCAAAGGUGGUGACAUGUCUAAGAAUGUGAGCCAGUCACAGAUGGCAAAAUUGAAUCAACAGAUGGCCAAAAUGAUGGAUCCAAGAGUUCUUCAUCACAUGGUGUGUGACUUUCUUGGAGAGAAGAUUGCAUCUGUUUUGGGCAUCAGCACCCCAAAAUACCAAUAUGCCAUUGAUGAGUACUACCGGAUGAAGAAGGAGGAAGAAGAAGAAGAAGAAGAAAACAGGAUGUCUGAGGAAGCAGAAAGACAAUUCCAUCAGAGUAAGACACAGGCUAAUUCCUCUGUGCAGACAGAUCAACCAGAAACAGUGGUAUCCACUUCGUUUGUGAAUCUUAAUUUUGAAAUGGAGGAAGACUGUGAAGUAAUUACAGAAGGCAAACAAAACCCAGGCUCUGUUCCGCCAUAGAAUCAAAUGACUAUCAAACUUCAAAUGCUAAAUUUUUUUUUGUACCAGGAACUUUCACAUUCUCUAUUCAGUGGAACUUAAAACAGUUAUUUAUAUUUUAAAUUAUUAACUUAUCUGGAAAGGAAAAAAAUGUUUCUUCAUUCUUAUAUUCAUUCUAUAUUUAGUAAAAGUCAAAUCUGAAGUUUGGAUAUUUCUACUCUGUGUUGAAUUAGUGCUUUAGCUUUUCCUUUUUGGAGGGGGCGGUAGUGCUGGGGAUCAACCCAGGGCAUGUUAGCAGGCACUUUACCCGAGCUACACCCUCAGCCCAAUGUUUUAGUUUUAAAAUGAUCCUUAAAAAAUUAAGGCCUUAAUAAAUUAAGAGGAGGCCAGGGGUUUAGCUCAGUGGCACUGUGCCUGCCUCGCAAGUGCAAGGUCCUGAGUUUGAUCCCUGGUACCCAAAAAAAAAAGUUAAAUUAGCAAACUCGUCUGUUAUUUAUGCAUUUGUAAAGAGAAAAUAUAAAUUGUUGACUAAAGCUAACUGGAGCCAGUAAUCCUAUAAUUUCAGAUUAAAAUGAUUCCCCCCCCACAUUUUCUCAUGUUAUGCCUUACAUUUUUAAGCUUUACAUUUAAUAUAUUCCACUAAGGAUGGCUCAGAGUGUAUAAUAAUGAGCAUAAUGGAAGCACUUUUUGAGUUCAUUGAGAAUAACUAUUUUAUGGAGAAGUGUUUAUUACACCAAUAUUAAUAACAUGGGUUUGCAUUUUUUUAAUGCAAGUCACUUAAUGUUGUAUUUUUCAGUAGUAACUAAAAUUAAGCUUUGAUCAUAAAGUUAACACUAGCUAUGGAAUAAAUUAAUGUAACACCUGAGUGAUAGAAGCAAGAUGCCGAGUGGAUAAUCACUCAUUCAGCCCUGAAUGCCUCACACAGUUGGGGGUGAGGAGUUGGGAGACAGGUACAGAUUUAACUAUCAAGAGCUGUUAAAUAUUGUACAAGGAAUAAUAGUAACAUAAUAAAAUUAGUUGCUUGUCAUUCACCAUAUUGAAGUAGCAACAGUAAGAAGGGCAGUUUACUUAAACCAGGCUGGCCAUUUCUCCACCUACUCAGUUAUUUGUAAACUUUACAAAUUUAUAUACUAUAAAGCUGAUUUUGAAAAUAUUCCUAAAUAGAUGCAUAUAACCUUGAGAUCUUUACAAAUGUGGAUAAAAACACUUAGUUGGAAUACUCUAGAAAUGCUGUUCUUAAAAAAGCCUUUUUGUAGAACCUGGGGAUGUAGCUCAGUGGUAGAGCACUUGUCUAGCAUGUACACAGCCCUGGGUUCAAC
This is a messenger RNA of Fukomys damarensis (Damara mole-rat), 3296 nucleotides long. RefSeq names its product signal recognition particle 54 (gene Srp54). The record is from RefSeq and is a predicted model, not a curated record. Gene Ontology annotation, molecular function: endoplasmic reticulum signal sequence receptor activity; 7S RNA binding; ATP hydrolysis activity. The transcript has 17 exons. Gene Ontology annotation, cellular component: signal recognition particle, endoplasmic reticulum targeting; cytosol. Gene Ontology annotation, biological process: SRP-dependent cotranslational protein targeting to membrane, translocation; SRP-dependent cotranslational protein targeting to membrane. Lineage: Eukaryota; Metazoa; Chordata; Mammalia; Rodentia; Bathyergidae. The coding region runs from base 271 to 1998 and encodes 575 amino acids.